CACAGUCUCGUAGCGUCUUGCGUCAUCACGCAAUGGGCGUGGCCGAACACCAACACGGAAGUCGUUCCUCUGGUCCUGACUUGCCUGGCACCUUGGCACCGCAGUACCCUCAAGAGGAGAAUCUGUGAUUUUUGUCCCCUCUUACCCAGCUCACCGGCUUUAUUUGGACAUUUACUUGACAUCCGGGUCACUACAAUGCUCGCACCGAGGUUCCUGCUGCUGCGGUCAGCUGCGUCCUUCACGGCCAGGUCCUUCUGCACGGGGGGGGGCGUGUCCAAGCCUGGCAGGGCGCCCGACAUGGCGGAAGGAAAUCCACUCUUGCACGUGUCUAAUGUGCGAAACAGGCUGAGAGAAAUCGUGGGAGCUUCCACUAACUGGAGGGACCACCAGCAGGCCAUGUCGGAGCGCCUGUCGCUGUCGUCCAUGUUGGCGAGGUCUCAGAACGACCUCCCAGCCAAGAGGAUGAGGGACAGCUACCUGGAGGUGCACCUGCCUCUGGGCUCCGAGCCCCAGCUCCGAGAGAAAUACCUCACCUUCCACAACACUGUCAGGUACACACACAUCUCUCUCUCCUUCUCUCUCUCCUCAGUCCUCAUCUCUUACUCUCACACCUACAAUCCGACACUGAAGAAGUCUCCUCUGUCCAUCGUCACCGCCCUGGUGGAUAAGAUUGAUAUGAGGCAGCAUGUAAUCUAUCCUGACUGCGACAUCAAGUUCACGGGUCAUGUGACGUGGGUGGGAAAGACUUCUAUUGAAGCCAAGAUGCACAUGUCACAGUACGUCAAUGGAGCGUAUACCCCGGUUCUGGAUGCUACGUUUGUCAUGGUGGCUCGGGACCCAGAAAAUAAGAGAGCAGCUUUUGUGAAUCCACUGAAGCCUGAAGGUCCAGAGGAGGAGAAGCUCUUCCAGGAAGGAGAAGCUAAUAAAUCCCGGCGUGUGGAUCUGAGCACCGCGUCGCUGCUGAAGGUGGCGCCCACAGACGAGGAGAGGAAGAUCGUUCACAGUCUGUUCCUCAACACGCUGGACACGAAGACGGUCAGUUUCCGCAGCAGAGUUCUUCCUCCGAACUCCUUGUGGAUGGAAGAUGCCAAAGUGAAAGGACUGGAGAUCUGCCACCCUCAGGAGAGGAACAUCUUCAACAGGAUAUUUGGAGGUUUUCUGAUGAGGAAGGCCUACGAGUUGGGCUGGGCCAACGCCUGCUCCUUCGGAGGAUGCCGACCCAGCCUGGUAGCCGUUGAUGAUAUCCUCUUCCAGAAGCCCGUGGACAUCGGCUCGCUGCUGCUGCUCUCAUCACAGGUGUGUUACACACAGGCGAAUCACAUCCAGGUCCGAGUUCACAGCGAGGUGUUUGACCCUCUGACCCGCCAGCACAACACCACCAACGUCUUCCACUUCACCUUCGUCUCCGACCGCGCCGUCCCCAACAUCAUCCCCAAGACAUAUGGAGAGUCGAUGCUUUACCUGGACGGGAAGAGACACUUUAAUCAGACUGUGGAGCCCUGAACGCAACAUGUCUGCUGCCUGCCAAAACGUGUGUGUAUAAGUGUGUGUGUGUGUGUGUGUGUGUGUGUGUGUGUGUGUGUGUUUUUUGAGUCAAUCAGUUUCCGAAAAAGGGCGUCCUCCUCCUCCUCGUCUCCCCGGAGGAAGGGGCGGUCUCUGCGCCGCAGCAGAUCCGGAAUUAGAAGGUGUUCGCACGGCUCGGCUCGGCUCGGCUCGGCUCGAAGGUUCGGCGGGGCGCUCCGGUUCCACGGGAGAGCUCAACGGCGGACGCAACAGAAACGGAGACCCAGCUCAGACACAUUUCACUUACCAGAGGACAAGAAAGACGGGAGGGAGGAAGGAAGGGAGAAGCCGGGGGGACUGAAAGUGUCGGCCGAGGGAGGGACGACGAACCUGGGCGCAGAAGAGAGGAGGGAAUAAAGAAGAAGGAGAAAUAAAAGUAGGAGAAA
Molecule: messenger RNA, 1949 nt
Organism: Etheostoma cragini (Arkansas darter)
Lineage: Eukaryota; Metazoa; Chordata; Actinopteri; Perciformes; Percidae
Product: acyl-coenzyme A thioesterase 9, mitochondrial-like
Exons: 16
Coding region: 196-1503 (435 amino acids)
Biological process (GO): acyl-CoA metabolic process
Cellular component (GO): mitochondrion
Molecular function (GO): fatty acyl-CoA hydrolase activity
Source: RefSeq, a predicted model, not a curated record